GGCACAAAGAGAGGCGGCCGGCAUUGGGCACUGGGGCUGCAGUGGCUGCGGCCUCCCACUCGGCCCACCACACCCAUCGCCAGUAUAAAAGGCUGCAGCAGCAUCCUGAGCAUCAUUCUCAGCAGCCCCACAGCUCUUAGAACUCACUCACCAUGUUCAUGUACGUUCUGCCCAUGCUCCUGGCCGCGGCCACCGCUAGCCAAAUCACCCCCCUGGCCUACUCGGCUAACCUGGCCUACCACACCCCCCUGACCUACGCCGCCGGCGCUCCCCUGGUCAAGACCGUUGCCGCCGCACCCGCUCAUCUGUCCUACGCCGCCGCACCCGCUCAUCUGUCCUACGCCGCCGCUGCCCCUCUGGCCUACGCCGCUGCCCCCGCCCUGACCUACGCCGCCGCCGCCCCCGUCGUUAGGACCGUUGCUGCUGCCCCCGCUAUCACCUACGCCGCUCCCGCCCCUGUGGCCGUGCAGGUGCCCCUCCAGAAGACCGUGCACUACGCCAACACUCCCGUCGUCACCGGCUACAGCAGACAGAUCCUGAAGCCCGCUUUCCCCGGCGGCCACGGACUCGCCACCCCUGCCGAAAUCGUCUCCAAGCAGAGCGUGAUCGCCCCCGCCCGUUCCGUCCAGACCAUCACCCCCCAGCUGACCCGUGUGGAGCCUGAGGUUGUCGUCUCCAAGGUCGCCGUCGAUGUUCCCGUCCACAGGCCCGUGCCCGUUGAGCAGGUCGUCCGCUCUUAUGCUCCCCAGCAGAUCGUGCCCGUGCCCGUCGCCCCCGCCGUGAAGACCAUUGCCGCCCCCGUGGCCUAUGCCGCUCACGCCGCUCCUCUGGCCUACGCCGCCCACGCCGCUCCUCUGGCCUACGCCGCCCGCGCCGCUCCUCUUGCCUACGCCACCCACGCCGCUCCUCUGGGUUACGCCGCCCCCACUGUCGUCAAGACCAUCGCCUAAGAAUCUCACAAGACCUCCAUCGAAAACGAUUUUAGACUGAUGGUGUGAAUUGACACGCACCUUCAUGGGCAGUAAGGAAUGUAUGUGAACACCUGAAUAAAACUAUUUAUGAGUGAGAAGUAUGAGAACAACAGAAA
Messenger RNA from Cloeon dipterum, 1087 nucleotides. RefSeq names its product cuticle protein 16.5-like. The coding region runs from base 153 to 950 and encodes 265 amino acids. Lineage: Eukaryota; Metazoa; Arthropoda; Insecta; Ephemeroptera; Baetidae. The transcript has 3 exons. The record is from RefSeq and is a predicted model, not a curated record.